Molecule: messenger RNA, 2268 nt
Organism: Anopheles coustani
Lineage: Eukaryota; Metazoa; Arthropoda; Insecta; Diptera; Culicidae
Exons: 3
Coding region: 1-2268 (755 amino acids)
Biological process (GO): G protein-coupled glutamate receptor signaling pathway; regulation of synaptic transmission, glutamatergic
Cellular component (GO): membrane
Molecular function (GO): group II metabotropic glutamate receptor activity
Source: RefSeq, a predicted model, not a curated record
AUGGCUCGUCGACCGAAACGGUCGUCGCUCGUGCUAGCGAUAGCGUUGGUUUGGGCCACGUUGGUGCACUAUCGGUGUUUGGCGCAUAGCAGCAGCAGCAGCAGCAGUUCGGCCCAGCAACCGAGAAACAGUGCCGAGGCCGAUCUGGAGGCGGCCGAGAGUAACAACCACCAUCGGGCGCUGCUGAAUCUGCCCAAGUUCGGUGAUCGCUUGUCGCCGCGUGUUGGGCCCGGGCCCGCUCCGGGUGUGUCGGUACCGUCGGUGGCAGUGAGUCCUCCGAAAAGGCAAGCGCGAGGUCAGUUCCUGGGACGUGCCUCUGGUCCAUCGGGUGGCCUGGUGCACUCCCCGAUCCAGUCGAACGACAAUGACAUCAAGCGAAGUGACGUGAUGGUGGUGAGCUCGCGAAGUGCUACCGGCGCACGGGGUGGAGUGUCGCAGGACCUCGCGCACGAGGAAGUGGAAGAGGAAGUGGAGGAGGAGGAAGAAGAAGACGAAGAAGAGCCUGUGAACCUCGAAGAGGACGAGCAGGUUGAGGACGUGCAGGCGAGUGUAGGGCACGCGGAUUCGUCCAAUAGCCGCCAUGCGGGAGGUGUUGGUGUCGGUGUUGGUGCGGGUGACUAUUACGCGGAAGCGGCCGUCCACGAGGGUAGUGUCGUUGGUGAGGGUGUGCGAGGGGAGAGUGUGGUGCAGGCGGAAGACACCAGCGUCAGCAUCAACAAUGCGUCUUCCGCGCAGGCGCAUCGGCUCGAGAUGUCGACCGAGUUCUUCGUAGUGCCAUCGACGGCGGCCUCUGCCGCGUCCCGUUCCACCACCGUCCGUCCGGGCGGCGUCAUCCUGGCGGCGCGGAACCCUCCCUCACCCCCGUUGCUGGUUGCUGGACCCCGCGCUACCGCCACCCCUCCGACGAUCGUGUCGACGGGAGCGGCAGCGGCCGGAGCGGGCUACGCGAGCGGCCUGCGUAAGGAACCGUGGGUCGUGCCGGUGUUGGUACUGGCCUCGCUGUCCAUGCUCAUGAUGGCCGCGUUCGAGGUGUUCGUGCUGUGCAAGGCGUGGCGCACGUCCCCCAGUCGCCGACAUCUCUUCCUCGGCCAGAUGCUGCUGCUGGGACUGUUUGCCUGCUCUGGGCUGGCCGCGGUACUCACCGUCAACCCGACGGUCCUAUCCUGCGCCACUAUGCGCUUCGGAGCCGGGGUUGCGUUCGCGCUGGUCUUCGCCUCACUGCUCGUCAAGUGCGUGUUCCUCAUCAGCCUGAACGGCGGCGUUUACCUUCCGGCGCCCUACCAGGGCCUGCUACUUCUGUUCGCCGUCCUCAUCCAGGUGGCCGUCGGUGGUCAGUGGCUGCUGACAUCGCCUCCCAGCGUCGACAGCGUCUCCGUGGCCGCGGGUCCAGUCGCAGGAGUGGGCCAGGCUCCAGGUUCUGCCAUCUCGAGCCGCUAUCACCUCCUGCUGGCCGCGGGCGACCUCUCGACGGCCCAUCCCAACAGCGCCACCAUCACCACCACCACCACCAUCCCCCUCUGCCACACGCCCUUCUCGGAGCUGCUGCUCUCGCUCAUCUACAUCGUCUUCCUGAUCGUGUUCGUCGCCAUCCUGGCGAUCAAAUCGCGCGGCAUCCGCGACAACUACCGCGAGGCGACGUACAUCGGGCUCGCGAUCGGGGGCAUCAUCCCGAUCUGGCUCGGCUGGACCCUGUGCGGGCUGGCCGUCGCCGACCGGCACCGGGACGCCUGCCUCGCGUUCGGCCUCGUCGCCACCUCGUCCACCGUGUUCCUGGUGAUGUUCAUGCCCAAGGGCCGCCAGCUGGCCGCCAUGGGCAAGGAGGGUCUGUACGUGGAGGAUCGGGAGGAGCGCUUCAGCUCGCUCAGCCGGGCCGGCUCCGGCUACUCGCCCUCCUUCUUCCACUUCAAGCCCAUCAAGUACGGCGUCAUGGGACCGUCGCCCACGCUCCAGACCGCCAGCGGCCAGAUGGUCGGGACGGCCACCACCACCACCAAGCACCAGGCCGUCGCAACGCUUGGCGGAGAUCGCGUUGCACUGGUUACGGCACCACCGAGCUAUACGCCACGCAUGUAUCAUUACUUUCCAGCACACAUGACACACCCCUUCUGUUACUACCCCUCUCUGGCACCGCAGCAGGCCCGAUACCCAGGGCUGUUUAUGCGACCGGAUGAGACAAACCUCUACACGACGCUCGAGCAAACGAUGAGCAGCAAUCCGAACGUGUACUUCCAGCGUGGUGGCGGUGUACAUCCCGGCAUGAUGUACUGA